This is a messenger RNA of Cordyceps fumosorosea ARSEF 2679, 951 nucleotides long. Its product is annotated as haloacid dehalogenase. NCBI's taxonomy places the organism in Eukaryota, Fungi, Ascomycota, Sordariomycetes, Hypocreales, Cordycipitaceae. Bases 1 to 951 code for a protein of 316 amino acids. The transcript is spliced from 2 exons. The record is from RefSeq and is a predicted model, not a curated record.
AUGGCCGCCGGCCGGCGAAACCUCCUGCUCUGCUUCGACGCUUUUGGCACCCUCUUCAGCCCCAAGGGCACCGUGGUCCAGCAGUACGCCCGCGUCGCGCGGCAGUGCGGAAUCGCCGACUUCUCGGAGGACCAGCUGUCGACGCACUUGGCGGCCGCGCUGAGCCGAGAGCGCACCCUCAACCCCAACUACGGCAAGGCCACCGGCCUCGGCGCUACCCAGUGGUGGACAAAAGUUAUUCAUGACACAUUUACGCCCUUGCUUCGAAAGCAGCAGCCGUUUCCGCCAGCUCUGGUUCCGGCCUUGCUCCGGCGCUUCGCCUCCGAUGAAGGUUACGACGCGCAGCCCGACCUUGUCCCCGCGCUGCGGGCCCUACGCCAUCCCGAGUCGCAGCACGCAUUCGAUGAAGUCGUCAUCGGCGUCGUGACCAACUCUGACGAUCGGGUCCCAAGCAUCCUGUCCUCCAUGGGUCUGCACGUGAGCCCUUUGCGCUACAGCGCCAACGAUAACUACAAUGCGCAGACCAAUGACUACCAACACCGCCGUGGAGACACCUACGACGUCGACUUCCACUGCAUGUCCUAUGAUGUGGGGUACGAGAAGCCUGACACGCGCAUAUUUCAAGCCGCCGAGUCCAUGCUGGCCGGCAUCCUCGCGGCGCGCGAGGGGAGGAAGGUGACGAUGGAGUCGCAGCUGCCACAGGGCUGGUACAAGGUCUUUGUCGGCGACGAGCACGCCAAAGACGUCGUAGGCUCCGCCAACGCCGGCUGGCACCCUAUCCUACUGGGCGCUGAUGCGCAGGCCUCCGCCGUGGCCAGCCUCGAGGACUGCCCACCCGGCCAUUCACUCGCUGACGUGUUUCGGCUUCAUCCUGUCGUACGCGUGCCGUCGAUUCGGUCGUUGGCGCUCUGGCUCUCCAGGCCUCAAUGGACUUCGCAUGAAGAGUCCUGA